Molecule: messenger RNA, 2525 nt
Organism: Pseudocercospora fijiensis CIRAD86
Lineage: Eukaryota; Fungi; Ascomycota; Dothideomycetes; Mycosphaerellales; Mycosphaerellaceae
Exons: 1
Coding region: 181-2046 (621 amino acids)
Biological process (GO): positive regulation of anaphase-promoting complex-dependent catabolic process; anaphase-promoting complex-dependent catabolic process; positive regulation of ubiquitin protein ligase activity
Cellular component (GO): anaphase-promoting complex
Molecular function (GO): protein binding; ubiquitin ligase activator activity; anaphase-promoting complex binding
Source: RefSeq, a predicted model, not a curated record
CAAAGACCAAAAUCUUUCAGCAAGGCUAUCACAACGCUUUCAAGGCUCUGAGCCCUGCCAAACAACCCUACAAGUUACAGACCGACAAAUACCUGCAUCCACACUAACAGGUACUCUUGAUCGAGACCAUCUGCUACAGCAUCCACAUUUUCAACGCCAGAAAAAAAUCAUUUUGCAGAUAUGGCAACUGCUUCGGUCUUAACCCCCAUCAAGCAGAGACGCGAUGGCGUCUUCGGCGCGCGCCUCGCCGGCGGUUGUGCACCUCUCACACCGUCGCCACAGUCAACACCAAAGACUGCCAACAUCGAGGCUGGCGAGAGCAUCCAUAGCAACAACAUCAACAUCAACCUAAACGCCCGAUUCUCACGUGCCCAGAGCAAGACCAACGUUCGUGAUUCACCAAAAUUCAAUAUUGCCCGUCGUGGACCACAAUCACCACGCAAUCUCCAACAAGUCACAACAAACGACUUUGCCCUCACCGGCACGGGCCCAAACCCAAGUACAAGUACAUCCACAAAGAACACUCCAUCAAGAAUCCACAACGCACGGUCUAGCUCUGUCCACCGAACACCAAAGAGAAAUCAAGGCAAAAUCAGCUACAAGGAUGCCGAUCGCUUCAUUCCAAACCGUGACACUGAAGCUAUCUCCGCCCAAAUCGCAGCAAUCAAGCUUGAUGGCGAGCGAACUCCAGGACGACGCCCCAAGUCGAGCGCCUCUGAUGGGUCGGCACACCUCGCCGGUGUUGCCAGCGCUUUCGACUUCGGCCGUCCACGCUCAUCACACGAUGUCCUCGCAUCACUUUCUCUCGAGGAUCUCAACCUCGAUGACAACGACUCGGACGACGAGAACGAUGACGAACCAACCAAGAAGCAGAGCCCUAGCACCACCGCAUACAAGCAGGCCCUCACUGAGGCCUGCGGUGUUGGCCACAAGACGCGCAUUCUCGCCUUCAAGCCUGCUCCUCCAGAGUCAUCCCGUCCGAUCGACCUCCGAUCUCAAUACAACCGGCCGCUUAAGCCAAUUGCCGCAUCGGCAUCGCAGUUCAAGCGUCGCGUGCUUACUGCACCCGAGCGUGUGCUUGACGCUCCCGGCCUAGUCGACGACUACUACCUCAACCUUCUCGACUGGUCUUCUGGCAACCAAGUCGCCAUCGGUCUCGACAAGAGUGUCUAUGUUUGGUCUGCGGAGACAGGCUCUGUGCAGAGCCUCUUCGACUGCCCUUCUGACACAUACAUCUCAUCGGUCAAAUGGAGCGGCGAUGGUGCCUAUGUCGCCGCCGGUCUCGGUACUGGCGAAGUCCAGAUCUGGGAUGCCGAAGACGGCACCAAGCUCCGAUCGAUGUACGGCCACGACUCUCGCGUCUCAGUCAUGGGAUGGAACAAACAUAUCCUCUCUACUGGCGCACGCAGCGGCCUUGUCUACAACCACGACGUCCGCGUCGCACAGCACAAAAUUGCUGAACUUAUCUCACACACCUCCGAGGUUUGCGGCCUCGAAUGGCGCCCUGACGGCGCCCAGCUCGCCACUGGCGGCAACGACAACAUCGUCACAAUCUGGGAUGCUCGCUCACUCAACGCUCCCAAGUUCCAAAAGACCAACCACAAAGCCGCUGUCAAGGCUCUGGCUUGGUGCCCAUGGCAAAGCAACCUCCUUGCCACUGGCGGUGGAUCUCACGACCGCAACAUCCACUUCUGGAACACCACGUCUGGAGCCCGUGUCAAUAGCAUCGACACCGGCAGCCAAGUCACCUCCCUUCGAUGGAGCACAGCCUACAAGGAGCUUGUCUCCUCCUCUGGCUUCCCAGACAACUCCCUGUCCAUCUGGCAGUACCCAUCUCUCGUCAAGAACAUCGAGAUCCCAGCUCACGAGUCGCGGGUUCUGCACUCAGCCCUCUCACCAGAUGGUCAGAUGCUCGCUACCGCUGCUGCGGACGAGUCACUCAAAUUUUGGAAGGUCUUUGAGAAGAAGCCAGGUUCGGGCAACCUCGUUGGCGCUGGCAGUGCUAACGUCAAGGCCUCUCUGACCAAGGCAACCACUAUCAGGUAGAGAAGCACAGCUGUUGAUAAUCACAUUCAUACAUCGAUGUGAGAUAUCGUCUGUGGCGCCUACCGUGGUUAGCAAAUGAAAGUUGUGUUGCGAUCUUUGCAGAUCGCAGUCGUCACAACGGAGUUCGGUGGAAAAUGGAGUUGUGCUGCGAUCUCUGCAGAUCGCAGUCGCAACAUGUUUUGGUAUGGCAAUGGGGGGGGUUUUUUUGUUUGCACAUUUGCGCUCCGCGACAAGUUCUUACCGCGUAGAAGCAGCCUGAUGGAAUGAGGAUUGGUGUUCUGCAUAAUAGCGCUCCGCGACAAGUUCUCUCGCGUUGAAGCAGCUUCAUGGUAUUUUGGAUGGUGGACUUUCAGCGCUCCGCGAUCGUCUCUUCCGCGUUGUAGCAGCUUAAUUGGAUGUGCAGCGGCACUUGGGUUUGAGCUGUGGUCUUUACAAACAGCAGCAUGGACUGUGAUGGCAUUCAAUGAAACGAUGUGCAA